Carcharodon carcharias (great white shark) is the source of this 1032-nucleotide messenger RNA. Its product is annotated as galactoside alpha-(1,2)-fucosyltransferase 2-like. Gene Ontology annotation, cellular component: membrane. The transcript has a single exon. Lineage: Eukaryota; Metazoa; Chordata; Chondrichthyes; Lamniformes; Lamnidae. The coding region runs from base 1 to 1032 and encodes 343 amino acids. The record is from RefSeq and is a predicted model, not a curated record. Gene Ontology annotation, biological process: carbohydrate metabolic process. Gene Ontology annotation, molecular function: galactoside 2-alpha-L-fucosyltransferase activity.
AUGUGCAUAUUUGGUUAUGUCCUUUAUUAUGAAGAAAAUUAUAAGUUAACAUUAUUUGGGCAGGAUACUUCCAAACAUUUGGCAAAUUACACCAAAAUGGAGACCACCAUUAAUAUUUCAGAAUGUCUCAGGGAUGAAAAUUAUGAGUCUUUCAAAGCCAUCAAGUCUUCCAAAAGCAUGUGGACUAUAUCCCCAAAUGGGAGGUUUGGUAACCUAAUGGGACAAUAUGCAACAUUAUUUGCUUUGGCCAGAUUAAACAGGAAACAAGCCUACAUUUUUCCAAGAAUGGCUGAUAGCUUAUCUCGGAGCUUCAAGCUUACUCUUCCCACCCUUCACAAAGAGGUUAAGGACAAGAUUCCUUGGCAAAACUAUUACCUUGCUGACUGGAUGGAUGAAAAGUAUAAAAAUAUCUUAGGAGACCACAUUAAAUUCUUUGGAUAUCCAUGUUCUUGGACAUUUUAUCAUCACAUCCGAGAAGAAAUCCUUCGUGAAUUCUCUUUUCACGAUUUCAUCACAAAAGAGGUCAACAUGUGGUUGAGAAAUAUAACAGGACAACGUCAAAAUGUUACUUAUGUUGGUGUUCAUGUUCGAAGAGGAGAUUAUGUGCAUGUUAUGCCACAGGUGUGGAAGGGGGUCAUUGCAGAUAGAAACUACUUAGAGCAAGCCAUGUUCUAUUUCAGGAAUAAGUACAAGGAUGUUGUCUUCAUAGUGACAAGCAAUGGAAUAGAUUGGUGUCGGGAAAAUAUUGAUGCCUCCAAGGGGGAUGUUUACUUCUUAGGAGAUGGCAAUGAAUCUAAGCCCCAUAGAGACUUUGCCAUUCUUGCUCACUGCAACCAUACCAUAAUGACCAUUGGCACUUUUGGAUUCUGGGUCAGCUACCUUGCUGGCGGGGAGGUCAUCUACCUCACAAAUUUCACUUUGCCUGGAUCACCUUUCCUAAGAGUGUUUAAGUAUGAGGCAGCCUUCCUGCCAGAAUGGAUCGGGAUUGCUGCUGAUCUCUCACCUCUCCUGAACAAGAAGCCUAGCACUUAA